This is a messenger RNA of Radiomyces spectabilis, 4818 nucleotides long. RefSeq lists its product as uncharacterized. The record is from RefSeq and is a predicted model, not a curated record. Lineage: Eukaryota; Fungi; Mucoromycota; Mucoromycetes; Mucorales; Radiomycetaceae. Bases 1 to 4818 code for a protein of 1605 amino acids. Gene Ontology annotation, molecular function: protein binding. The transcript is spliced from 9 exons.
AUGUCAAGCAGUGGCUGGACGUGGUCCGAAGGACUUUUUUCGCACAUUGAUCCUGCAACCUCCUCUACCAUCACAUCGAUCACGGAUUACUCAACAAUAUCUCGAAGAUCGCUGUUUUUGACCGAUUGGGGAGAUAACCAUAAAUCUACAAAACAGAAAACAGAAACCUCCACGACAUCGGUUCUUCCCCCACCUUACGCUAACCCAUCGGUCACCGCCGAAUCCUCCAGAACAGUACUCACAGAUACCAAGCUUUCAGCCUCCACCAUUCUUGGCGAACUCACCAGCAUGCCUUCAGCUUCCUAUACCGUUCUCAAAGAAAUGUUCACCAAAGCCCAAUCCCUUGAUGAUAUCGCUCAAUCGGAAGUCUUGAGAGCCACUGUCACUUGGCAACAAAAGACCAACGAUAGAGCAGCCCAAGUGUGGAUUGCCCAAUGCCAACUUCGCGGCUGGGAUCGUCAUGGUACAGCCAUGGAUGGCUUCAAUACCCUACGUUCCUUGUCGGAAAAGAAUUACUGGGGUGCUUUUUACGCUUUAGCUGUCUGCUACCUUAACGGGGUUUCUACUCCGUCAGACACGGUCAAGCCAGAUCCUCACGAAGCACUGCGAUGGUUCAAAGCCGCUGCCUCCGUUGAUAUCGUUGACAGUGAAACACAUGAGAUUGUAAGCAAAGCUGAAUAUCGUAUAGGAACCAUGCUUUUUAAAGGAGACGACAUUCCCGAGGAUCCUGCAGCCGCCCUGCAAUGGUUCAUCAAGAGUGCGGCUCACGGAAAUAAGUAUGCGCAAUAUGUAGCUGGCGUUCACUUUGAGCAAGGGCUUACCACGAAUCAGGACUAUGACCAAGCAAAACACUAUUUCCUUUCCAGUGCACAGCAAGGUUUUCCUGACGCUCAAGCAGCUCUUGGCAUUCGUCUUACCGAAGACGGUGAUCAUUCAGCAGGCAUGCACUGGCUCAAAGAAGCUGCUAAAUCGAGUAACGCACGAGCGCUGUUGCGCCUGGGUCUCUUGUACGAGGAAGGCCAGAUUGUGGAACAAGAUUACGAAUUAGCAUUCGCUUAUUACAGUGCGGCCGCCGAUCUGAAUGAAGCCCGUGCACAGUAUAUUUUGGGCGUUCAUUAUCGAUUAGGCACGCUAGGUCUCACAAAGAAUCUUCAAGAAGCUGCCACGAAUCUCGGACGCUCAGCACGCGCUGGAUUCGCUCCAGCCCAACGUAUUUACGGUCUCAUGCACGCUGAAGGAGCGCUCCAUGCGCCCACGGCCGAUACCAUACAUGAAGAAAACGUGGAACGCAGGCAACGAAAAGACCGUAAACUGGCUCUCUUUUGGUUCCGUCGUGCGGCAUCUCAAGGCGAUGUCCGUUCCCUGGGUUUGGUCGGCUCCUGUUAUGAACAUGGUCGCGGAGCCGCUGUCAACCAUGAAGUGGCCCUGGAGUAUUAUCAGAAAGCAGCCAACAUGGCCAGUCCGUUCAAACAAGCCGCCCUCCUCGCCCACGCUCUACUGCUCCACAAGAUGGGAAGACAUCGCGACGCUUUUGAUGAAUUUUCUCGGAUCGCUUCCAGUCAGGAAUUGCCCAAUACGUCAUUGAAGAGAUCACCGAUGCGUACUGCUAAACUUAUGGUAGCGCGGUACCUGCUUCAUGGUUGGAUCCCAAUGACCAAAGAUCCGGCAACCGCUUUUGAAAUGCUUUCUGAACUGGCCAACGGACGCAACGAUGACGGUCACGCUCAUUACUGGCUAGGUGCUUGUUUCGAAGAAGGCAUCCCGCAUGUAUGCGAACGUAACAUGCAAAAGGCAUUUGACCAUUAUCUCCUGGCCGCUGAAGCCGAUGACACCGAUGCCCAAUUUCAGGUUGCCUUGAUGCUGUCGAAUGGACAAGGUGCGUCGCGCGAUCGAAAAGCCGCUUUUACUUGGUAUGAAAAAGCAGCCCAGAGAAACCACAAGACUGCCCUGUACAGCCUUGGCCUGUACUAUGCGAAAGGGCUUGAAAAUAUCCCCAAAGAUAUCAGUAAAGCACGUUCCUGCUUUGAAAAAUCGGCUCGUUUGGGUUUCCCCUCCGCCAUGACGUCUCUUGCUACACUAUGUCGCAUGGCUUCCACACGCGACCAUUUGUCACCGGAAGCGCAGCAGCAGCAACAAUCGGUUGCGAUCCAAUGGUAUCAGAAGGCGGCAUCACUCAAUGAUCCGGUAGCGCAACGCGAACUCGGGAUGAUCUACGAUGCCGGUUUAGGUGUCUCUCAGUCCCACGAAACCGCUUUCCAUUAUCUUCGAAAAGCCGCCGAACAACAUGAUGCUCAAGCCACCCUGCUCCUCGGCAGCUAUUAUCAGAACGGAUUUGCCGUUGAAAAAGAUUUGAACAAGGCUAUAGAACUUUACCUUCUUGCUGCUGACCUUGGCGCCCCAGUCGCUCCUUUUGCUGCCGCCCAGGUAUACCAUACAUUGAACCAAUUUGAACAAGCUUAUGCACAAUACACCAUUGCCGCCCACGACACUCGUUUAACCGAUACCCGCAUCAGCAAAACUUCUCAACUUAUGGUUGCCCGUUACGUUCUUUCUUACAUUCCUUCACCUAAACCAUCGGAAAAUGAUACUAUGCAUCUCCAUAAUAUGACUAUGAAAGACGCCUUCAAGAUCCUCUAUAAAUUAUGCCACGACAAUCAGUUUGAACCUGCUUACUAUUGGUUUGCCGACUGUUAUUACCAAGGUCUCGGCACAGAAACGAACUAUGAAGAAGCAUUCCAAUGGUUUUCCAAAGCCGCCGAUGAGGCCAAAGAUCCCGAAGCCAUGGUGAAAAUUGCCUCAAUGUACGCUCAGGAAGAUCAUCGGUUCUUUGAACCCUCGUUAGCACUCAAGUACUACCAGAUGAGUGCCGAGCAUGGUCACCCUGAAGGCCAGCAUCAACUUGCAAUGGCCUAUUGGCGAGGUUUAUUCGAUACAGCCAUCAAUCUCGGCGACGCUGUGAUAUGGUUCACUCGUUCGGCUGCGCAGAAAUAUGCGGCAAGUCACUGGGCGUUGGGUCAAAUGGCUCUUGAAAAUGGCGAUCGCGAUGUCGCUAUUGCUUGGUGGCAUAAGGCGAUCCACCUUGGACAUGCUUCUUCCAUGCGCGCUCUCGCCAGUUUAUUACUGAAUGAUACCAUGGACCAUCACAAUGAUGCCAAGUUGGAAAGAGCCAUGGAACUGUUGGCCGAAGCUGUUCGCUCCGGUGACGCGGAAUCCCUGGUUUUGCUGGGCCAACUGCAUCAAAAAGGUGCCAUGGCUUCUGUCAAUCGACCCUUGCACAGUGACAGUGAAGAAGAAGCCGAGCACAUGCGACACAAACAGUUGCAGGAACAAGGGUUAGCAAUACGAUGCUUUGAACAGGCCGCUACCAUGGGCCAUGUUGAAUCUAUGUUUCUGGCAGCGGAGAGUUGGCACACCCAACAACAGUAUGCUGCUGCCCUGGAAUACUACAACAAGGCGGCUUCACAUGGUCACAUGUUAUCCAGAGUCAUGCGUGCUCGCUACCGAUUAGCAGGUCUGGGUGAUAUGAAAGCGGAUCCCGAGGCCGGUUAUCAGGAAUUGCUGAAAUGCGCCGAAGACCACCAAUGCUUUGAAGCUUACAACUCUCUUGGACAAUGCAACGAGCUUGGCUUGGGUACUCCGAAAGACCAUAAGAAGGCGCUCGAGUGGUACCUGCGAUCGGUGGAAAAGACUCAGGAUGCUGAAGCCAUGUUCCGCAUUGGUCGUCUGCACGCUCAAGGCCUGGUCAUCGCCCUUGAUCGUCACAAAGACUUGGAAGCGCUUCAAUGGUACCAAUUCGCUAGCGAUACGCAAAAUCAUUCCCGUGCCCAUUAUUUUGCCGGUCUGUACAAGCUUCGCGGUAUCCAGCAGGACGAUCGCCAGUUAUUAUCUCCCAACAUUGAAGAAGCCAUGCACCACUUCCAGAAAGCCGCAGCCCAAGGUGACCGUGAUGCCAUGUUUGAACUCGGCCAACACCUGGUGAAUGAUGAUGGAAAGUACAGCCAUGAUCAACAAAUGCAAGGCUUGGAUUGGCUCGAACAAUCAGCUCAAUUGGGAUGCCAGGAUGCUCAACGCGAGUUGGGUAAACUGUAUCAUUCAGGCAAAGACAACGACACCGUGGAACAGAAUUUUGAGCGAGCUUACGAAUACUUUACGCUGGCGGCUCAGCAAGGCGAUAAAACGGCGGCGUUGUUCCUUGGCAUCUAUUAUGAGCAUGGAAUUCAUGUACCGGCCAGCCUCGACUUAGCACGCGAAUGGUACGACAUUGCUGUCAAACUGGGUCAACGUCACGAAGCCAAAGGUGGAUGGUGGUUAGCCGAGCUUGCUCUGGCUCAACUGCUGCAUCAAACCGAUCAACGAAACGAAGCUUUUCCCCUGUUUAAGGCGGCUCAUGACCACGCCCCUACUCAUCAGCGAUCCUCUGCCGCCACCAUGUUGGCUCGAUAUCGAUUACACGGAUGGGGGAAUAUUCCUGCCGAACCCGAGAAAGCGGCUGCUGAACUUGUCGAGUUGGCCCAAUCGGGCGAUGUCAAAUUAUACCUGGAAGUCGCCCAAUGUUAUGAAUUUGGUAUUGGCUUGACACGCAACAUGCACGAAGCUUUCGAGUGGUACCAACGUUUAGUGUCGCAUCAUCAUGACCAAGAUACAAUGGAUGACGAAGAUAGAGAAGACCAAGCUGAAGCUUUAUAUAAACUCGCUGAAUUCCACCGUCACGGAUGGGCUACUCCCGUAGACCUUGAAAAAGCCAACCGUUUAUACCACCUCGCAUCCGAGAAAGGCUCAAAAGAUGCUGUAUACUACCUCACACGCCGAACAUUGUGA